This is a messenger RNA of Brassica napus (rape), 8823 nucleotides long. RefSeq lists its product as uncharacterized. The transcript is spliced from 3 exons. Bases 450 to 1775 code for a protein of 441 amino acids. Lineage: Eukaryota; Viridiplantae; Streptophyta; Magnoliopsida; Brassicales; Brassicaceae. The record is from RefSeq and is a predicted model, not a curated record.
UUGAUUUCUAGAAAAUUUGGCUGAGUCGUGGUUAAGAAACGGCUGAGAAACUUUUUUUCAGCUGAGUAAAGGAACAUGGAUGGGCUGGGUUAUUGAAGCCACGGCUGAGUUAUGGGAUGCUGUUACGACUGGGUUUGUAUUAGUCAGCCGUUAAAGCAUGGAUAAACAGUAAACUCAGCUGCUUUGCGGCUGACGUAUGAACGAAAGAUUAAUUACUAGAAUGUUCUCGUUUGAUGGCUGAUUUACGUAACGAUACGGCUGACAUAUGGUUGUUCAUCCUUAUUGCGGCUGACUUACUGUCAAAAGAUUAAUUACUAGAAUGUUUCCAUGUAUUGGCUGACAAAGUGUAAACAUGAUGGCUGACUUAUUUUGGCUGAGUUACUGAUUUGUUUGUCGGCUGAUUAACCGAUGUUCCAUGUCAUCUGCCAUGUCAUCAACUCGGAUUUGACAUGUCAUCACUAACGGUCGCCCAAUUUACAACUGAGUUACGAGACCUUUCAGUUGUCUUCUUCAUCUUAUUUUUGAAUGAUUACACAGCCUUUCUUUUCUUCUUCAUCAUCUCAGUUAUCUAUCCUCUUCAUCUUUCUCAUAUGGUAAUGGAUCCCGUUAUUAUUGUUUCCGGUAAAUGGAUUAUGAAAAAACGAUAUGUAUUCAACGUCGACAGUAGAGGGUGUAGAGUUCUUCAUUUAGAUGAAAAAACUAAACUUGAAGAUUUCACAAAGUCUGUCAUCGACGAUUACGGUUUGAAUGAUUUGAAGGUUCAUAUUCUGCUUAGCUACAUGUUUUCGAAUAAAACAUUGAAAACAAUGGCGCACAACACUCCACCAGUUUACGUGUCCAACACUCGCCAAUUGCAAUGUUUUCUAAGCUUAAAGAAAAGCGAACAACUACGUCUCUGUGUGGAGAUUACAGAGAAAAAGGAUGACAGCUCAGACGUAGAAGCUUCAGAAGAAGAAGCUUCAGAAGAAGAAGCUUCAGAAGAAGACGCUUCAGAAGAAGAAGCUUUAGAAGAAGAAGCUUUAGAAGUUGAGUCUAUAGAGAAUGGGAGUUACGAUGGUUGCAGUUUGGAGGAUGAACAAGAUGAAAUUGAGAAUGACUGCUUUAGUAACGUUGAAAUACACGACGUAGCCGGAGAAGAUGAAAUAGGCAAAGAAAACGAAGAAGAUGAUGAAUUUGAAAGUCGAUUUGAUAUGUUCGAUGACUCGGACGGUGCGUCAUCUGAAGAUGAUAACUUCAGCACAUACGGUGAGUCUCCUAUCGAAGAAGACGAAGAUUCACCAACGCUACCUUCCAAGAAGAGAUAUCAGAACUUCUUGAUGAGCGAAUCUAAAGGGAAUCUGGAGGUUUUGAAGUUGGAGAUGUCGUCGUUAGACCUUGCGGUAGGACAACGAUACUUGACUAAAAAGCAUUUGAAGAGACGACUGAAACUUUUUACAGUGAGGCAUCAAUUUGAUUUUGAUGUAGAAAUAUCAAACCUGACAACAUACGUUGUUAAGUGUUGGGUUGAUGGAUGUACAUGGAGAGUUCGUGCAUCUACCGAAGGAUUGUCCCCGCAGUUUUAUAUUCGUAUUUACGACUCGGAUCAUGCAUGUUCUGUAACUGAGCGUUCUAAUCGAUCUCGAAAUGCAACACCGGAUAUUUUAGGAGAGUUGUACAAGAACUUUCUCGGCGACGUUGGUCCGGCUGUUCGCCCUGAGAGUGUCGGAAUAGCUAUCACUAAGCAGUUUGGUGUAAAGGUAAUUAUGUUACAACGGCUGAGUUAUGGUAGAGUAUAGGCUGGGUUAUUUUAUGUUAGAAAUGGCUGAGUUACAAAACUAUGGUUGAGUUAUGUUUACGUUGUGACCGUCUUAAUGAUAUGAUGUGGCUGAGUUAUGUAAAUUGUUUUUUCAUAAGAGCAGGAUUAUUUGAUAUGAUGUGGCUGAGUUAUGGUAGAGUAUAGGCUGGGUUAUUUUAUGUUAGAAAUGACUGAGUUACAAAACUAUGGUUGAGUUAUGUUUACGUUGUGACCGUCUUAAUGAUAUGAUGUGGCUGAGUUAUGUAAAUUGUUUUUUCAUGUGAGUAGAUGGAUUAUUGGAAAUCACACCGGACGCUUAAAUGUGCAAGGAAAAUCGAUGAGGGCACACCUGAGUGUGGUUUUGAACUCUUGCCUUCUUACUUAUACAUGAUAAGAAGGGCAAAUCCGAAUACAGUUACGCGUCUUCAAAUCGAUGAGCUUGGAAGAUUCAUGUAUGUGUUUCUUGCGUUUGGUGCGAGCGUUAAUGGGUUUCCUUUCAUGCGCAAAGUUGUUGUCGUCGACGGUACGUUUCUUAAUGGUAAAUAUAAAGGGACGCUACUCACAGCACUAGCUCAGGAUGGUAACUUUCAGAUUUUUCCAAUAGCCUUCGCAGUGGUUGACACUGAAAAUGAUGAUUCGUGGAAUUGGUUUUUUACGCAACUAAAAGUGUUGAUUCCUGACCAGGAGGGUCUUGCGAUAAUAUCAGAUAGGCAUAACUCGAUAGGGAAAGCAAUUACAAAUGUGUAUCCGUUAGCUGCUCGUGGAAUAUGCACCUAUCAUUUGUAUAAAAACAUAUUGGGACGGUACAAAGGAAAAGAUGUAUUUCGGCUGGUGAAGAAAGCGGCGAGAUGUUUUAGAAUGUCUGACUUUGAUAUGAUUUUCGAGGAGAUUGAAGCACUUAAUCCUGAUCUCCACGGCUACCUCGAAAGAGCUGAUGUCAGACUGUGGACACGUGUUUAUUUCCCGGGCGAGAGGUACAAUUUGAUGACUACGAACAUAGCGGAAUCAAUGAACAGAGCAUUAUCGCAUGCUAGAGGUCUUAACAUUGUUCGAAUAUUGGAAUCGAUACGGGUUAUGAUGACCAGAUGGUUUGCUGAACGAAGAGUGGAUGCCAGAUCGCAGUCAACCACACUCACGCGCGGUGUGGAGAAACUAUUACAAGUAAGUCAGUCGUAACAGUAAAAUAAGUCAGUCUUUAAAUCUAAUAAGUCAGUCGUUAUAUUGCAUAAGCCAGCUUUAUAAAUAAUAAGUAAGCCGUUUCACGAAUAUUGGGUUUUGUUAAUAGGGACGUGUAAGUGCCUCCCGGGAUUGGACGGUUCAAAGGAUUGAUGACCAUCACACUGAAGUUAAAUAUGGCGCUGCUGGCGAGUCUUUGAAUGUUGUUAAUUUGGUUGAGCGAAAGUGCACAUGUCGGCGUUUCGAUGUCGAGAAAAUACCAUGUGUACACGCAAUCGCAGCUGCAGAGGAAAGAAAUGUUUCUCGUAUAUCACUGUGCAGUCCUUACUAUAAAAGCACUUAUUUAGCUAGCGCAUACGCUGAAUCGGUCAUGCCGGUUGACUCAGCGCUACCUGUUCCAGAUAACGUGGCUAACGUACAGUGCUUUCCACCGUUUAUUCGUCAACAACCGGGAAGACCUAAAAAAAUAGGAUGAAAUCUGCUUUAGAAGUUGCACUUGCAAACAAACGUCCUAGGAAAGAGCACAUAUGUUCUCGUUGCAGUCAAAGUGGACAUAAUGCGAGAACUUGUCCGAUAUAAGCAAUUGCUUUUCAUGUUGUUUUGUAAUACGGCUGGGUUUUGUGUUGUAAUACGGCUGGGUUUUGUGUUGUAAUACGGCUGGGUUUUAUUUUCAUUGAUUUGCACAACGGCUGGAUUAUUAAUUGUAAUACGGCUGGGUUUUGUGUUGUAAUACGGCUGGGUUUUGUGUUGUAAUACGGCUGGGUUUUUUUGUUUUAAUGUUCUAUGACGGCUGCGUUAAUGUUUUUCAAAUUUUGUAUUGUGGUUGGGUUUUUAUUUUCAUUGAUUUGCACUACGGCUGGAUUAUUACUUGACCAAUAUAAGCAAGUCUUGUAUUGGCAUUUUCGGGGACUAGCCCGCUUCCCAUUACUCAAGAGAGACACAGACAUCGAAAAACGAAAUGUCCGUACUUAAUUGCCCUACGUUACGUAAUAGCCCCUACGUAAUUAUUGAUUUUAAAGUGGAAUACGAAAGUAGCGAAUUAAAUUAAGAGAAAUUAAUCUUUAUUGGCUGAGAUAAUGUUACUCACACGCCUAAUAAUUGUCGUGAUUUCUAAUGUCAGCUCUUUUAUUCAAACGCAGUUGAAAAAAACUUCCCCGCUAGAAACACGAAACGUCGCGAAGUCAACUAAGGCUGAGUUAUUGUAAUACACGGCUGAGUUAUGGAUUAAAUUCCCGCUCAAAAUAAGAAAUAAGAAACGCCGCGAUACGAAACUACAACCGUUAACUGCAGAUAAAUAAGGUACUUCUCAAACAAUUACACAUCUUCAACUCUCUAUCUUUUACACAACUGUCCUCUCAGAGAAAAUGGAAUAUUUCCCUCUGCUUGAAUUGCCUGAAGAUCUUCAGGCAAUGGUGGUUGAACGUGUGGCCCGUAACUCCUUCCAAGAUCUCUACCGCCUCAGAGCAUCGUCCAGGUCGAUGAAGGCGUUAGCAGAGAUGCGUAGGGUAUACCAUUAUUUCGAUGUGUUAUCCUUUCCCUGGGGUCUCAUUAUGCCAUCUCAGUUGUUGAAAACUUGCUACGCUGAGAACAAUCCAAGCACAAUUUAUGUAAAGGGUGUACAGUUUUUCUACUCAUACGAUGAGCAAGAUUAUGGCCUUUCUCUCAUCAAGCGUGCAGCAGAUGCAGGAUAUGAGCGUGCAGUGUAUACACACGCUAUGACUCAAGCAAUCUUUUACGGUGAUGCGCAGUAUUUUCGGAGAAUUCCAAGAGCAACUGUUGACAGGGUCGGGAAACUUGUUCGAGAUGCGAAAUGGGGAUGGAGUUUGUGGCAUACUGACGAGUUCCGUCAAAUUAAGGCCAUGUUCACUUCUACUUAUGUUCCGUCCUUCUACCUUUGCCAAUGUGCAAAUGUUGUGGACCGACAAUGUCUCUGCCUAUGGCACAUUGAUGUGACUAAGGACGACAACAUGUGUGAGCGUUGUUUCUGGAUCAAAGAGAUUUCAUUGUUCUUUCGUGAUUUUGAACCGAUAAGCCUGUUUAGGGACACAAGUAACUGGUGAAGAUGUCUCUACAUCAGAAUCUUAUCUUUUUUAUGUUUUUUGCUAUGCCAUUAUGUAUGUCGAACAAAAAAAUUAUAUAUUAUGUUUUUAUGGCUGACUUAUUUUCUUAUGGCUGAGUUAUUUUCAUCUUAUGGCUGACUUAUUUUCAUCUUAUGGCUGAGUUAUUUUCAUCUUAUGGCUGACUUAUUUUCAUCUUAUGGCUGAGUUAUUUUCAUCUUAUGGCUGACUUAUUUUCAUCUUAUGGCUGAGUUAUUCUCAUUUAUUCAUCUUAUGGCUUUAUUUAAUGCCUAAGUUUUGAUUGUUUUUUGAUUGUUAGAAAUAUGACUGUUUUUUGAUUGUUCACCUAAACGUUAAGACUGAUAUUAUUACAUGUUACGGCUGAGUUGUUGUUUCGGAAGAAAUUAACAACGGCUGAGUUAAAUCCGAGUUACAUAAACAUAGACUGACUUAUGAGUACAGAAUCUGAGUAAACAAAGAAGUAGUAGUAGCAACUAAUACAUUUAAGACUUCAUCCUAAGACAUUCAAUAAUUCUUAUGAUCUCAAUUAUGUCUUUCUUCAUAUCAUCUAAUUCUGCUUUUAUAGCGGCCAAAUCCUGCUCUAUCGUCGCGAGUUUGUUUGCCACAACUACAAACUCUUCAUCAUAUGCUUCAUCAAGCCAUUUGAAAACAUGGUUUUGACCCGAAUUUGCUCCACAUCGAUAAAAUCUUCUACCCGGAUUCUUUAUUGUACCUGACGUUAACACAAUGGUAGCAGCUCCACAGUCGCACGUCCUUGGAAUUCCACGCUGUAGAUCCAUCUAAUUUAUACAUCAUAGCACACAAAAAUAAUGCAAAAUCGAACAAGGCCAAAAUACAAAAAAUAAUUCAAAAUCGAUUUUGGACGAAAGAGACUUACUUUAGGUUUUAGAAGUCGACUCUGGUUUUUCCUUUAUCUUUUACUUGUAAAUAUUGGAAAUAUAAUAGGGAAAUCAUAUUAAAUAUAAAGAUCACGCGUGUCCAAAUAAAAUAAACAUAUAAUGACCUCGAUAUCGUAAAUUACUCGGACAUGCGUGUCAUGACAUAACUCGACACUGAGUUAAAUUAUGUAUGACUCUUUUGGCCAACUUUUAUUUUUCGACAUCAUUAAAUAUUAACAAUUUUACGGCUGAGGUUUAGUUUUCGGUAUUAUUAAUUAUUAACAAUGUUACGGCUGAGUUUUAUUCUUCGGCAUUAUUAAUUAUUAACAAUGUUACGGCUGAGUUUUAUUCUUCGGCAUUAUUAAUUAUUAACAAUGUUACGACUGAGUUUUAUUUUUCGGCAUUAUUAAUUAUUAACAAUGUUACGGCUGAGUUCUAUUUUCCGGCAUUAUUUACUUUACACAAGGAAAAAAAAAAGAAAUCAUUUUCGUCCCAACGCGAAAAAAAAAGAAAAGCUCUCGACGAAAGGCGAUUUCGAAGCGUCUCGAUACGAAGGUAAAACCGAAGCCUCUCUUUUGCAGAUUUGUGGAUUCAGCUUAGGUUCGAUGAUGUUUUCUUCCCAUUCUUUUCUUGUUUGCAGAUGCCUAAUUCGCACAAACCUCAUUUCUUGAAGCCUCUGCUUCCCGAUUUCCACAGUGGCGUGACAAUACCACUUGGCUUCUUCUCACAGCACAUAGAAGGGAAGACAAACCGGAAAACAUGGAAACUAAGAUCGGACGCUACAGAUCAAACUUGGGAAGUGAUACAAGAAGGCAGGAGACUCACCGGAGGUUGGAAAGAUUUCACCACAGCACAUGACCUUCAAAUCGGUGACAUUGUCAUCUUCAAACACGAAGGAGAUAUGGUGUUUCAUGUCACACCAUUUGGUCCUAGCUGUUGUGAGAUUCAGUAUACACAUCCUCACAUCAUCAAGGAAGAAGCCGAUGCGGAUGAUGCUCCUUCUUUCUCAUUUGACUAUUGUUUUCAGGCUGAGGUCACUGCUUCGAAUCUAAAAGAAGACAAACUUUAUCUUCCUGAGGGAGCUACGACUUGUACUGCUUUGAACAAACAAUGCCAAGAGAUAAUACUUGUCAACAAAGAGGGAAAUUCAUGGACUGUGAGUUUGCGAUUUAGCGAAGCAGACAGCAUGUAUUACAUCAGAAGAGGCUGGAGAAAGUUCUGUCGUGCUAACAGAUGCGCCAUAGGAGACUUAUUUGUGUUCAAUGUGGUUGGAGAUGGGAAAACUACUCCAUUAAUGUGUGUAUGUCCGGAAAGGGAAGAGUAAUUUUGAACCUAAACUUAUGUAUGUCGAACCAGAAAUUUAUGUAUGUCUCUUUUUAUGGCUGACUAAUAUUCAUAUUAUGGUUGAGUUAUUGUUUAUGUUAUUGUUUGAUUAUGACUGACUUCCACUGAACGUUAUAGCUGAGUUACUAUCUUAUUAUGACUGACGAAUACUCAUAUAAUGGCUGGGUUAUUGUUUGAUUAUGACUUAAUUAACGUAACGGCUGAGUUGCAGUGAACGUUAUAACUGAGUUAUUAAAACAUUAUGACUGACGAAUACUCAUAUUAUGGCUGGGUUAUUGUUUGAUAGUGACUUAAUUAACGUAACGGCUGAAUUGCAGUGAACGUUAUAACUGAGUUAUUAAAACGUUAUGACUGACGAAUACUCGUAUUAUGGCUGGGUUAUUGUUUGAUUAUGAAUUAAUUAACGUACUGGCUGAGUUGCAUUGAACGUAAUAGCUGAGUUACUAAUCUUGGUACAAUAAGCAAACAACUUGAUAGGAUUGAAAAAUCAAUCCAAAAUCAAAACCGCAUUCCAAUGGAGUCUCCUUCUGAAAAGAAAAACAAAAGUCCCAUGUUUAAACCUUUCCAAAUUUCCAAUUCAAGUGUCAAAACUUACCAAGACACAAACCUUGAGUUCAUUCGUGCCCUCCAAAGUCAAUUAAGUAAAGCUGAAAUAGGAGAUAGUAGCAUGCCACAUAUUUCUGAUAUCCCCGAUACUCCUACAUCAAAAAUCCAAAUAAACACUCUAGCCAAUGAUUCAGACAUUAGUGAAUGUUCUGAUCAAAAUUCUGUCCCAAAAAUAAACCGUAUUGAUUGGCAAAACCAUCAAGAUCGUCAAUUAAUCUCAGCCCCUGAUUUAGGACAAAUCCAACCAAUAGAGAAAUCUCGAUUUAACUCAUCAUCAGUCUAUGACUGGAAUAUUGAUGGUAUAUCUGAAUAUAACAUUUUAAGUUUUCUCCAAAAAAUGACAAUGGCCGCAAACGCUUAUAGAACCCAAAUAGGAAAUGAGGAUAAAACCGUAGCUGAACUCCUAAUAGCUGGCUUUUCGGGACAGCUAAAAGGAUGGUGGGAUAAUUACCUAACCAAUCAGCAACGAACAGAAAUACUAGAUUCAAUUAAAGCGGAUGAAGAUAAUGUACCAAUCCUAGAUAAUCUCGGAAAUCCUCAACAAGAUGCUGUUGCUACUUUAGUCAUAGCCAUAACCUUGCAUUUUAUAGGAGACCCCUCGGUCCUUAGAGAUAAAAAUGCUGAACUCUUUUCAAACCUUAAAUGCAAAAAACUAAGUGAUUUCCAAUGGUACAAAAACACAUUUCUUACUAGAGUCUUACUCCGUCAGGAUUCUAACCAACCUUUUCGGAAAGAAAAAUUCCUAGCUGGCCUUCCUACUCUCUUAGGAGACAAAGUUAGAAACAAAAUUAGAGAUUCCAUGGGAACCCAAAUAAUAGACUAUGAUGAUUUCACUUAUGGAGAGUUGGUCAGUAUUGUUCAACAAGAAGGUCUUAGGAUAUGCCAAGACCUGAAACUCCAGAAACAUCUUAAAUGGAAACUCAAAAGAACGAAAGUAGAAUUAGGAUCAUUCUGUAAACAAUUUGAA